Zygosaccharomyces rouxii is the source of this 627-nucleotide messenger RNA. Its product is annotated as HD domain-containing protein. The record is from RefSeq and is a predicted model, not a curated record. Gene Ontology annotation, cellular component: cytoplasm. Gene Ontology annotation, molecular function: 5'-deoxynucleotidase activity. The coding region runs from base 1 to 627 and encodes 208 amino acids. The transcript has a single exon. NCBI's taxonomy places the organism in Eukaryota, Fungi, Ascomycota, Saccharomycetes, Saccharomycetales, Saccharomycetaceae.
AUGAGCUCAAACUGGAACCCAAAGGAUCAUCUCCCUCAGGAUGUUCAACAAUCAAUGGUGAAUGCUAAUGAUCCAUUAGCGUUUUAUCAGAUUAUCAGUCGUUUGAAAAUACAGAAGAGAACUGGUUGGUUAGAUCAUGACAUCAACGACUGUGAGAGCAUCGCAGAUCAUAUGUACAGGAUGUCAAUCAUGUCGAUGUUAAUCAAAGAUCCACAAGUCAAUAAGGAUAAAUGUGUUAGAAUCGCGUUGGUUCAUGAUAUGGCGGAAUCACUAGUUGGGGACAUCACGCCUUUUGAUCCAGUUACUAAAGAAGAGAAGCAUCGCCGUGAAUGGGAUACCAUUCAGUUUCUAUGUAACGAAUUUAUCCAGCAUUAUAACAAAGAUGCCGCUAAAGAGAUUAUGGAUGAUUGGUCGGCAUAUGAGCAUGUUGGUUCUUUGGAAGCUCGGUACGUCAAGGACAUUGACAAAUAUGAGAUGCUAGUCCAAUGUUUCGAAUACGAAAAAAGAUUAAACGAUUCUACAAAAUUAAAACAAUUUUGGAGUGCUGUUAAUAGUGUUAAGACUCAAGAAAUUCAGAGCUGGGUCCAAAAGCUUUUGAAAGCGAGGGAAGAAUUCUUCCAAGCUUAA